Molecule: messenger RNA, 723 nt
Organism: Loa loa (African eye worm)
Lineage: Eukaryota; Metazoa; Nematoda; Chromadorea; Rhabditida; Onchocercidae
Exons: 5
Coding region: 1-723 (240 amino acids)
Source: RefSeq, a predicted model, not a curated record
AUGCAAGUAGUAUUUGAGAAAUGUUUUUCUGCGCAGCUGGCACAAUCGCAAAUAAUCUCUACGCAGGUUCAUCUAAUACCUGAAUUUGAAACAGUUCAUUCAACCUCAGACUUGUCAUCAUUUGCGGCAAAUACAACAGAAAAUAUUAAAACUGAAGCGCUAGGCGCGUGUGAUAAUAUCCGAACAGAUGGUCAGAACACUAACAGUGUUUCACGCGAAACUGAUUCCAGAACAUCCAGUAUUCCAGGAAAUGCUGCAGAUGAAAAUGAUUGUCCGAUAAUGUCAGCGGAUGAACCAAAAAAAUUGAUGCAAGAUCAUUUUUUGGAUGAAGAUUCGUUGCUAGAAAAUUUACCUAAAUUUGAGCACUCCAAUGCAAGUGGUUUGCCAUGUGAAUUAACACGCAACGUAAAUUGGCUGAAGCCAAAAUCGCCAAAUGCAAAACCAGAUUUUGAGAUCUAUGAUAGUGAUGAAUAUGUCUCAAGGCAGAGGAAGCAGGUCCUGCAAGCGAGAAACAUCCAUCGAAGUAAUGGUACCUCGACCCGUGGUGCAAAUGAAGGAAGGUCAGGAGGCUUGCCUCCGAUGCCUCCAUAUCAUCAGUCGAACGACAAUAACUGGCACAAGCAUUCACAGAACGGUUCAUUAUCCCGGAAUUAUCCCGCACGUCCUUUCUCGACCAGUGAUAGCUUUGUUCGUAGUCAAGAGCGAAACAGUUAUGACAAGUAG